AAAAUGGCUGAGUAUUCGUGGAUGGUUAAAUUUUGAAUGGUGAAAGAAAUCAUUUAGUUGUGCGAAUCGAUUAUUUGUAAUCCGCGUAUAACGCGUGCCUCUAUUUUCCUGAGGUCAUGCUGUCAUCCGGUAAACUCAGCUUAGGUAAAGAGGACAUUGAAGCUGCAAAUAAAGAUGAAAAAGAGACGCUAUUGGAGCAUGACAGCGAUUACGAUGAGGAAAUGUUAUUUACCCGGCCGGGCACAUCAAAUGGGCAAGAAAAAGUUGACAAUAAAAUGGAUAGCGUCAAGCUGCAAAUCCAGGGAGUAGCAGAUAUAAUGCGAGAUAAUGUUCAAAAAGUGAUGGAUCGUGGCGAAAGACUGGAGGAUUUGCAGGAGGCGAGCGAUCGUCUGAACAUGACUGGUAACGAGUUUAGGGAAGCCGCGAGGAGAGCACAACGAAAAGCGUGGCUGCAAAAUGUGAAAUCAAGGAUUAUCAUUAUCAGCAUCACUGUGACGAUCGUGCUUUUCAUUGUUGUUUUGGACAUCAUGGUGCUUUACCUGGUUCUCAGAUAGCGAGUACGAUGUUUCGAGCCUCAAUCAUUCACUGUAAGUAUCCAUCGUCGUGAAGUACACGUGAACGUGAUGCUUGGCUGAAGGACUGUCAAUCUAUUGUCGUUGUACAUAAAUAUUUUGUUUCCAUAAAUUGUUUCCAUUAAUUAUAUGUAUUAUAUUUAAUAUAAAAUAGUCUCUGUAUAUAUAAAUACAUCUUCUAUUAUUUUUGUGUAAA
This is a messenger RNA of Cataglyphis hispanica, 768 nucleotides long. RefSeq lists its product as uncharacterized. The coding region runs from base 117 to 554 and encodes 145 amino acids. Gene Ontology annotation, biological process: vesicle-mediated transport; Golgi ribbon formation. The record is from RefSeq and is a predicted model, not a curated record. Lineage: Eukaryota; Metazoa; Arthropoda; Insecta; Hymenoptera; Formicidae. The transcript is spliced from 6 exons. Gene Ontology annotation, cellular component: membrane.